This is a messenger RNA of Naumovozyma dairenensis CBS 421, 1185 nucleotides long. RefSeq lists its product as uncharacterized. The transcript has a single exon. Gene Ontology annotation, cellular component: cytoplasm. NCBI's taxonomy places the organism in Eukaryota, Fungi, Ascomycota, Saccharomycetes, Saccharomycetales, Saccharomycetaceae. Bases 1 to 1185 code for a protein of 394 amino acids. Gene Ontology annotation, molecular function: glutathione transferase activity. The record is from RefSeq and is a predicted model, not a curated record.
AUGGAAAUAAAUAAGUGUUCUUCUUUCAAUGGAACGAUUGAUGAUGACUAUGAGACCAUCGAGAAGGGCAGAUAUUGGCUAUAUGUUUCAUUAGGUUGUCCCUUUGCUCAUCGGGCAUUAAUUGCUAGGUCCCUACUAGGGUUGAACGAUUUAAUUGGAAUUAGUGUUGUACAUUGGCAUUUAGAACCAUCCAAGAGUUGGGAAUUAUUCGUACCACCAAAUAAUGACACGGUUAGUGAUGAAGAUACUAGGAGAUCAUUAACAGAUUCUGAAAUCAAUAUUGAAAGUAAGAAUGAACAAGGGCAAGAACAAGCAAAGUGGAAGAUCGAUGAUAGAUUUUUCCAAGUGGAUGGUGGUAUAAUCACAACAAGAUGCAAUGAAUCAGCUUCUUCAUUUGCUGAUAUUAAAGUUGAUGAUAAACGUGAAUGGUUUGAUUUCACGUAUGAUCCUAUUGAAAAUGUUCAUUAUUUAAGAGAAUUGUAUGAUAAAUCUGAGAAAUAUUAUGAUUGUAAAUAUACUGGUAGAAUCACUGUUCCUGUUUUAUGGGAUUCUCAAAGGAAAACUAUUAUUAAUAAUGAAUCAUCUGAAAUUAUUCGAAUUUUCAAUUCAAUAAAUCAGAAAAGACCAGAGAAUAAUCGUAUUGGUUAUGAUUUAUAUCCAAAUAAGUUACAUGAUGAAAUCGAUGAUUUGAAUUCUUGGAUUUAUGAAAAUGUCAAUACGGGAGUUUAUAAAGCAGGAUUUACUGAUGAUCCCCAGGUAUAUGAAAGGAUAGUUUUAAACUUAUUUAAAUAUCUAGAUAAAAUUGAAGCUAUUCUUUCCAAAAAUUAUAGUAAAUUGGAAGAGAGAUAUUCGAGAGAUAAGGAUUCUAAUGAUGAAAUUAUGAAAAGAUAUUAUAUGGUUGGAGAAGAAAUAACGGAAGUUGAUAUUAGAUUAUAUCCUACAAUAAUUCGAUUUGACACAGUGUAUUAUCAACAUUUCAAAUGUAAUUUGAAAAUGAUUCGUUCUAAUGAAUAUAAAUAUCUUAAUCUUUGGUUAAAGAAUCUUUAUUGGAAUUCUGAAUUUGAAGCAUUUAGAAUGACAACAAAUUUUGAUCAUUUAAAAUUAGGUUAUACAAGAUCACAGCCAAAGAUAAAUCCUCUUGGUAUAACACCAUUAGGACCCAAGCCAGAUAUUGAACCAUUAUAA